Salvelinus fontinalis (brook trout) is the source of this 8086-nucleotide messenger RNA. RefSeq names its product plasmalemma vesicle associated protein b (gene plvapb). The transcript has 6 exons. Gene Ontology annotation, biological process: positive regulation of cellular extravasation; regulation of vascular permeability. The record is from RefSeq and is a predicted model, not a curated record. The coding region runs from base 5252 to 6580 and encodes 442 amino acids. Lineage: Eukaryota; Metazoa; Chordata; Actinopteri; Salmoniformes; Salmonidae. Gene Ontology annotation, cellular component: caveola.
CAACCCCGUACUCGUGGGGCUACAGUCUCUUUUUAAUGUUUCACUAUACUGCUUUGUAGGGGUAUCUAUUGAGAUUAGAGAUCCAGGUAUAAUUAAAUAUUUUUUCUUUUAAAGGCAAGGAUAAACAUCCCUCAAGGACCAGUAUUAUUUUAGAGUUACGGAGCCAAAGGCAGCUUUGACUGUUUUUGUUUCAGAGAUGUCAGUCCCUCUGACCUGUAUCUUAUAACACUUCAAAAUAUAUCAUGUUUUUAUAAGCAUCUCCUAUCUUGAGAGGUUAUGGCUUCAAAAAACAACAUCACAAAUCACAGCCUCUCUAAAAAUGGAUUUAAGAACCGAAAUCAAAUAUGUCAGUAGCCACCUGCUGGGCACACCCUGGUUCAAUCAUUGUAAUUUGUCAACGUAUUAUGACCAGGAAUCAGGGCCUAAAACAACCUUUUUUGUUUUCCAAGCACUGGCAGGUAGAUAUAUUUUUUUUAUCUACCAGCCACUAUAAUCUACCAGACACUAUAAUCUACCAGACACUAUAAUCUACCAGACACUAUAAUCUACCGGCCACUAAUCUACCAGACACUAUAAUCUACCAGCCACUAUAAUCUACCAGACACUAUAAUCUAUCAGACACUAUAAUCUACCAGACACUAUAAUCUACCGGCCACUAAUCUACCAGACACUAUAAUCUACCGGACACUAUAAUCUACCGGACACUAUAAUCUACCAGACACUAUAAUCUACCAGACACUAUAAUCUACCAGGCACUGUAAUCUACCAGACACUAUAAUCUACCGGACACUAUAAUCUACCGGACACUAUAAUCUACCAGACACUAUAAUCUACCAGACACUAUAAUCUACCAGACACUAUAAUCUACCAGACACUGUAAUCUACCAGACACUGUAAUCUACCAGACACUGUAAUCUACCAGCCACUAUAAUCUACCAGCCACUAUAAUCUACCAGCCACUAUAAUCUACCAGCCACUAUAAUCUACCAGCCACUAUAAUCUACCAGCCACUAUAAUCUACCAGCCACUAUAAUCUACCAGUCACUAUAAUCUACCAGCCACUAUAAUCUACCAGACACUAUAAUCUACCAGACACUAUAAUCUACCAGACACUAUAAUCUACCGGCCACUAAUCUACCGGCCACUAUAAUCUACCAGACACUAUAAUCUACCAGACAUUAUAAUCUAUCAAACAAUAUAAUCUAUCAGACACUAUAAUCUACCAGACACUAUAAUCUACCGGCCACUAAUCUACCAGACACUAUAAUCUAUCAGACACUAUAAUCUACCAGACAAUAUAAUCUACCAGCCACUAAUCUAUCAGACACUAUAAUCUACCGGCCACUAUAAUCUACCAGACACUAUAAUCUACCAGACACUAUAAUCUACCGGCCACUAAUCUACCAGACACUAUAAUCUACCGGCCACUAUAAUCUACCAGACACUAUAAUCUACCGGCCACUAAUCUACCAGACACUAUAAUCUACCGGCCACUAAUCUACCAGACACUAUAAUCUACCGGCCACUAAUCUACCAGACACUAUAAUCUACCGGCCACUAAUCUAUCAGACACUAUAAUCUACCAGACACUAUAAUCUACCGGACACUAUAAUCUACCGGCCACUAAUCUACCAGACACUAUAAUCUACCAGACACUAUAAUCUACCAGACACUAUAAUCUACCAGACACUAUAAUCUACCAGACACUAUAAUCUACCGGCCACUAAUCUACCAGCCACUAUAAUCUACCAGCCAAAAUAUUUGUUUCCACCAUAAUUACACCAAAAAAUAGAUGAGCACGCUUAGCAAUGUUUCUAAAACAUGAAAUGUAUUACUAGUAAGAAGUGAUGUGGUAUAUUGCUCGAUUUUAAUCUAAUAUUCUGUGAUCUGAGUCUUCUAACCAAAAUAUCACAGACAAAAUGUUUCGGCUGCUGCUUUGAGCCAGCAGUAUACCGCCCUGCACCCCACUGCUGGCUGGCCUCUGAAGCUAAGGUUGGUCCUGGAUGGGAGACCAGAUGCUGCUGGAGGGCCAACAGGAGGCACUGUUUCUUUCCUCUGGUCUAAAACAAAUUUCCAAAUGCCCCAGGGCAGUGAUUUGGGACAUUGCCCUGUGUAGGGUGCUGUCUUUCGGAUUAGACGUUAAACAGGUGUCCUGACUCUGUGGUCACUAAAGAUCACAUUGCACUUAUCGUAAGAGUAGGGGUGUUAACCCUGGUGUCCUGGCUAAAUUCCCAAAUCUGGCCUUCAUACCAUCACGGUCACCUAAUAAUCCCCAGGUUACAAUUGGCUGAUUCAUCCCCCCUCCUCUCCCCGUAACUAUUCCCCAGGUCAUUGCUGUAAAAUGAGAAUGUGUUCUCAGUCAACUUUACCUGGUUAAAUAAAAAAUGAAGGUUACCUUUGUAACAGGGCCACUGGAGUCAUCCAGUGAGUCUCACUAGUAGAGGUCUCUCAAACAUUGAUUUGUUCUCAAGCUAGGUUGCUUUUCAAUGUAAAUAGCCAAGAAACACAAGAACAAAGUCUCACUUUAGUAGACUUUCGAGUAUAUUAGACCCAAGUUUUAUGCCUGUACGCAAUUCUUCUAAAAACAAAUCUUUCAGCCCUUCACUCACAGUGCUCACAGCAGCCCCCCAGACACACAAAUGCUCUUCAAUCAUCUUGAAAUAACAUAUACUUAAACACUGGAAAUCAACCAAUCAACCAAAGGUCAAAUGUUUUAUUAUCUAAAUGUUGAAAGUGCGUGGGCAACAGAGAGAAACACAAUUGUGCAGUUUGAGGCCAUUUGGCAGAGAGGAGAUGGGGGGGUGUGAGUAGGUGGGUCUGGGCAGGGUUAUGUGCAUGUAGGUGUGCAUCUGUAUGUUGUAGUUUGUAUGUGUAUGUUUUAUAUUGUACAAUAUUUUAACAAUCGUACAAAAAUAUAUUACAUAACAGAAAUUCCAGUAACUUCUGAUUAAAUAUAGAAAAUCACAUUUUGGAGUAAAACGCCAUGCUAUCAUGCUAAACAACCCACAUGCCAAAUUCCUGAUCACAUCAUUCCAUCCACAAAUGAAUGAACAAUGUGAUCCACACAUGCAGAUGCUAUUUCCUGUUCCCCAGGCAGCACACAGACGCAGGGGCAGCUACGAUAGAGGAGUUAACAGAACAACAAUAAGGAACUGUCCUCCUCUCAGGGAUCAUAAAAUAACAACUAUUCCCCACAGUGCUGCACGGGCCACGUCCACAUCUGGUGUUUGGGAGGGGUGAGAGAGGUCUGACUGUGAGAAGCCUGGGCUGGUGUUUGGGAGGGGUGAGAGAAGUCUGACUGUGAGAAGCCUGGCCUGGUGUCUGGGAGGGAUGAGAGAGGUCUGACUGUGAGAAGUCUGGGCUGGUGUCUAGGAGGGGUGAGAGAGGUCUGACUGUGAGAAGCCUGGGCUGAUGUCUAGGAGGGAUGAGAGAGGUCUGACUGUGAGAAGCCUGGGCUGGUGUCUAGGAGGGAUGAGAGAGGUCUGACUGUGAGAAGUCUGGGCUGGUGUCUAGGAGGGGUGAGAGAGGUCUGACUGUGAGAAGUCUGGGCUGGUGUCUAGGAGGGAUGAGAGAGGUCUGACUGUGAGAAGCCUGGGCUGGUGUCUGUGAGGGGUGAGAGAGGUCUGACUGUGAGAAGCCUGGGCUGGUGUCUAGGAGGGAUGAGAGAGGUCUGACUGUGAGAAGCCUGGGCUGGUGUCUAGGAGGGAUGAGAGAGGUCUGACUGUGAGAAGUCUAGGCUGGUGUCUAGGAGGGAUGAGAGAGGUCUGACUGUGAGAAGCCUGGGCUGGUGUCUGUGAGGGGUGAGAGAGGUCUGACUGUGAGAAGCCUGGGCUGGUGUCUGGGAGGGAUGAGAGAGAUCUGUCUGUGAGAAGCCUGGGCUGGUGUCUAGGAGGGAUGAGAGAGGUCUGACUGUGAGAAGCCUGGGCUGGUGUCUAGGAGGGAUGAGAGAGGUCUGACUGUGAGAAGCCUGGGCUGAUGUCUGGCAGGGAUGAGAGAGGUCUGACUGUGAGAAGCCUGGGCUGGUGUCUGGGAGGGAUGAGAGAGGUCUGACUGUGAGAAGCCUGGGCUGGUGUCUGGGAGGGAUUAGAGAGGUCUGACUGUGAGAAGCCUGGGCUGGUGUCUGUGAGGGGUGAGAGAGGUCUGACUGUGAGAAGCCUGGGCUGGUGUCUAGGAAGGAUGAGAGAGGUCUGACUGUGAGAAGCCUGGGCUGGUGUCUAGGAAGGAUGAGAGAGGUCUGACUGUGAGAAGCCUGGGCUGGUGUCUAGGAGGGAUGAGAGAGGUCUGACUGUGAGAAGCCUGGGCUGGUGUCUAGGAGGGAUGAGAGAGGUCUGACUGUGAGAAGCCUGGGCUGGUGUCUAGGAGGGAUGAGAGAGGUCUGACUGUGAGAAGCCUGGGCUGGUGUCUAGGAGUGAUGAGAGAGGUCUGACUGUGAGAAGCCUGAGCUGGUGUCUAGGAGGGGUGAGAGAGGUCUGACUGUGAGAAGCCUGGGCUGGUGUCUAGGAGGGAUGAGAGAGGUCUGACUGUGAGAAGCCUGGGCUGGUGUCUAGGAUGCAAUGUAUCAACAUGUUAUCUCAGCCUCAUUUCUAAUAUUUGUUUUUGUAAUGCUUUUUAUUUUCAAAUUAAACGACGGGUAUCUCAGCUCCUAUUGGGUUGACAUUAUAAAACAAUAAGAUAGAUGUUCACACUAACAUACCAAGAUGAUCAGUCCUUCAGCCAUGCUCCAUCUGCAAAUAACUCAUGACAUUACUGUAUGGAUUGGCUAUGUCUAUGUACAUUGUCGUUUUAGUUCAAUAUAUUUGAUAUGAUAUUCUGUGAUGAUAGUCUCUGACAGUUGUAGGAGGGCUGUGCAGUGCUAGCAAUGUGAAAGUGAUGUCAGCCCAGACGUCCCUGCUGACCGCAGCGCAGGGUGAAGUUAUGAUAACCUCUGGAGCGGAGCGCUGGCUGGGCCGGGCUACCCAGGGGCCAGGGGAGGGCCAGGAAGGAGUCACAGCGUAGGAAGUGUGCCUCAGCGUUUAUAAACAUGGUCCUCAGGGUCACCCUUUACAUAGAUACAGGACUACUGACAAAGAGAAUUUGACUCUGGUUCGUUUUAAACUUUAGUAACCUAAGAGAUUACUCAUUUUGAGGCUUCAGCACUUUGUGAGAGAGCACCAAGAGAGCUUUUGAGGGAGGGAAAUUCCCCUGAGAAACCAAAGAGACCUCCAUUGACUUUUCAAUACCCUCGUCUUGACCACACCGACAUCCAGCAGAGAUGUACAGCAGCAACAGCUACUCACAGGCCAAGUUUGGCCUGGAGGCCAAGGACAUUCACAAGCCAAAGGGAAAGAGCUGCGGCUAUUACAUGAGGGUGGUCUUCUUCUUCUCCUCUCUGAUCCAGUCCCUCAUCAUCGUGAGCCUGGUGCUGUUCCUGGUCUACGGCCAGCCAGAGAAGUCUGCUGAAGAGAGGAGAGUAGAGGAGCUGGAGCAGAGUUUGAACAGGAUCAGCGAGAACAACAUUAACCUGAGGAAGGAUAAAGCUGACCUGGGAGCUGCGCUGGGGGCCAGGAAGGCUGAGAAGACAGCCCUGGAGGGAGAGGUGGCCGUGCUGAAGAAAGCAGCUAAUGCCUCCGGGGAGCAGAUCAAAGCCCUCAUACUGAAAGCGAACCAGUGUGAAGCAGACAAGAAGAAAAUAGAGAUGAGCCGUGCUACCCAUGUCCGGGUUCCCACCACCUCUUUUCAAAACCCUUUCAUCGCCGCUACUGCUAACACUGAGGUAAAAACCCUCCAGUCUCUGACCUCCCAGCAGGCAGCAAUGAUCAAACUGAUCAAAGCCAACUUCACCCAGACCAGCCAGUACAUCCGCAUCGAGAGGGACAAUGCCAUCAAGGACCGUGACGCCCACAACCUUGAGAACAUCUCUUUGCGGAGGGAGAACAACAACCUGAAGGAACACCUGACACUCUACACCCAGAAGUGUAAAGAGGACUUUGCCAAGUCUCUGGAGGGGAUCCAAAUGGUGACCAGUAACUUCCUGGUGCGCAUCGACAACCUGUUCCCCCACUCCAUGACCUUUCACCUGACCUGCGAGAAGCAGACAGAGCAGAUGUUGAACAUCAGGGCCAGAUGCUCCAACCUGUCUAAAGAGGUGGAGGACAAGUUCCAGAAAUAUCUGGACAACGUGGGGAACAAGGUGGCAAACAUCCAGGCCCAGUCCAGUAGCCUGGAGGUCCAGAACAGCCAUCUGACUCUUGACCUCCAGCAGUGUCGUCAAAACCGCAGCGUGACAGCGGCGGAGGGCAGCAGGCUGCUGCUAGAGAUCCGGGAGAACCACGACAGGCAGGUAGAGACCCUGCUGAAGGAACAGAACCGGCUGAGGGAGGAGAAGAGCCUGCAGGGAGAGAGACUGGUUCUGAAGGAGGCUGAGGUCAAAACACUCAACGGGAAUGUCGAGUCACUCACCAGCGCUCUAACCAACUGUAACCCAAAGGGGGGGCCAUCAAUGCAACUCGCCGGCUCAAAGCCUACUGGACUGAUGUCAGCCUUGAAGGGGGGGCCAUCCAUUGCAGCACCAGUGAUCAGUAAACCCCACUUGGUGAGGUGAGGAGAGACGGGUGUGAGGAAGAUGCCCCACUCAUACAGCUCUACCUAGGCCAUGACAGAGUGAGACAAUGAAAGCACUUACUGUUAUGGUCCCUGGAGAAUUGGGCGUGGUGCCUUUCAGUGAUCAAUGUGUGCUCUUAGACCUUAAAAUGUCCAUGUGUAAAUACUGCAGACACACUAUAGGUUGUAUCUACUGUUCUACAUCAUGUACACUGAACAAAAAUAUCCUUGCAACAUGUGAAGGUGUUGGUGCCAUUUUUCAUGAGCUGAAAUAAAAGAUCUCAGAAAUGUUCCAUAUGCACAAAAAAAUGUAUUUCUCUCAAAUUGUGCACAAAUUGGUUUACAUCCGUGUUAGUGAGCAUUUCUCAUUUGCCAAAAUAAUCCAUACAACUGACAGGUGUGGCAUAUCAAGAAGUUGAUUAAACAACAUGAUCAUUACACAGGUGCACCUUGUGCUGUGGACAAUAAAAGGCCACUCUAAAAUGUGCAGUUUUGUCACACAACACAAUCCCAAGUUUUGAGGGAGCGUGCAAUUUGCAUGCUGACUGCAGGAAUGUCCACUGGAGCUGUUGCCAGAGAAUUGAAUGGUAAUUUGUCUACCAUAAGCCACUUCCAACGUCAUUUGAUCGAAUUUGGCAGUACAUCCAACCGGCCUCACAACCGCAGACCACGUGUAACCACGGCAGCCCAGGACCUUUACAUCUAGCUUCUUCAAGGGAUCCGCUGAGGAGUAUUUCUGUGGGGAAAAACUCAUUCUGAUUGGCUAGGCCUGGCUCCCCAGUGAGUGGACCUGUCUUCCAAAUGGGUGGGCCUAUGCCCUCCCAGGCCGACCUAUGGCUGUGCCCUUGCCCAGUCAUGAAAUCCAUAGAUUAGGGCCUAAUGAAUAUUCCUUCUAUGAAGUGUAACUCAGUAAAAUCGUAGAAAUUGUUGCAUGUUGCGGUUAUAUUUUUGUUCAGUCUAAAAACGGUAUCUACAAAUGUACACUGAGUGGACAAAAUAUUAUGAACACCUGCUCUUUCCAUGACGUAGACUGACCAGGUGAAUCCAGGUGAAAGCUAUGAUUCCUUAUUGAUGUCACUUGUUAAAUCCACUUCAAUCAAUGUAGAUGAAGGGGAGGAGACAUGUUACCUUCAACUCAAUAUCAGGACGGUGUCCUUAAUGUUUUGUACACUGUGUAUACAGUACAUAUCGCUUUUAAAUGUAAUUAAUUUAAUAAUUAAUUUAAUAGGAUUGACUUUAUCCUUGUAAUUCCACUUGUAUUUGAUUGCUGAGUUUAGGAUGGGAAUUCACCGUCUACUGGAAGUCACCGUCUACUGGAAGUCACCGUCUACUGCGAAAAGCGUUUGUGUUCUCCUUUUACUUUAUACUCAGGCUAAAGAAAAAUAAAUGUGUACAAAUAAAGUUAAUGUGAUUUUCUAAGACGCUAUUCAAUUUUUAUUAAAUGUUUCUGAAAGUGUGUUGGUUUUGAGAAAAUAAAAGUUUGAAUUUGCAGUUCUUCAAAAAAUAA